CUUGACGCUAUCGGGUCUCCUCUCCCACUCUGCGGUUCCUGAUCGCUGUCAUCAUGCAGGUGGAAUCUGCGCAGUGUGGCUCAGCGUACAGAUCCCAAACACCAGCCUCACCGAGCUGCAGCUCAGGACUCGGGACUCCGGAGAUCAGACUGCAUUUACAGCUGUAAAGGAACCAAUCAAGGAGGGGAAAGCAACAAAUUGGAUUUUCCCCCUCCGCUUUCACUUGAUGACCAUCAGCAGUUUAGAUACAGAGGCUUCAUCAAUUUAACACAACAUGAUGACUGAGUUAAAAUAACCCACAUAUCGAGGAUUUCUCUCUGUAUCAUACUGCUGGAAUAAGCUCACACUGCUGUGUUGAUACUGUCAAACAGUUUUCCUUGCCUGGCGCAGUCCAACUCAGCAGCAGUCGCAUAGGAUGCCAUACAAGCCUGUAGGAAGUGACUCUCGCAGCUUGACAGGGAACAAUAUCCGAGGAACCCGAAGGACGUAAUCUUUGUCCUGCGGAUCUUAUCGGUGUAAAAACACUCAUGGCGAUGGACGAAGGUACUGUCAGCGAGAGCAUCCCAGACCUCAAAGACAUAGAGGCGAAAAUCGGCCGGAAGACCCCCGAGGGUUUGCUCAGGUGGAUGCGGGAAGAGUCGUCCUCUCUCCGGGCAGACGCCAAGCUGGCCCUCGCGCACGACACCGGUAAAGAGACCGGGAUGAAGAGUUUGGAUGAAAAGAUAAGAAAACUGAAGAUGGAGAUGGCUCACUUGCGCUCGGUGGACGUUAAGAUCCUGCAACAGCUGCUGGCGGUGCACGAGGGCAUCGAAGCAGUGAAAUGGCUGUUUGAGGAGCGCAGCACACUGACCAGCCGCUGCAGCAGCCUAACCAGCAGUCAGUACAGCCUGGGGGAGGGACCCGACACCUCUUGGAGAGGCUCCUGGAGCAGCUUGCAGGACCCCAAUGACAAGCUAGACAACAUCUCCAUUGGCAGCUACCUGGACACGCUGGCAGACGACAUGGAUGAGUACUGCCCUUCCAGCUCUGAAUCCGUCAUCUGCUCCACCACACCUCUAGUUUCAGAGGCUACUGCUGGGGGCCGCAUGGUGGGAGGCUCCGUGGCCACAGCCACUGCAGCGGUGUCAGGGCCCGUGUUAGGCCUGAAGUCCGGGUCUAGUGCUGUGGGAAGUGAGAAUGGUACUGGGGUUGGAAUUAUUCCAGAAGUGAAAAGUGGACCUGGGACUGUUGCCAUUGGGAAGGGAACUAGAGGAACUGAAAGUGGGAAGCGAGCAGCUCCCGGCAGCUCUCCACAAGCCAAGUCUGAGGGCCUCAAGCAAGGUGCUCCUAUCUGGACCAAGACUGCAGAGACAGAUAAGGGAAGCCCCAUGUUUAAGGUCAGUACUCCAACGCAAGGCCUUAAAGCUAAUGGUGUCCUGGAGAAAUCAACCACACAAAGAGGCAGCCCGACCCGCACCUGUCUCAGUGAGAAACUGGCAACCAGCCAGAGCCCCAAAGCUAAACCUUACAAAAAUGGAAAGAUUGACUUGGACACGUGCAAAAUGAAUGGCAAAAUGCAUCUGGAGUACGACGCCCACUGGCGCUGGGUGCAGUCGCAAGAAGAUGUGACGUUUUUGUAAGAAGAAUAAUCACAGAGAGGGACUAAAGCCACUAUUGAACACUCCCUCUGCAACAUCAAAACCCAGAUCACUGAAGAUUAAAAGAAGAGUGCACUGAUGUUGUGAAAGGCACAUAAUGGGGCUUUCCCCGGUGAAAGACACUGGGUAUGAGAGACAAUUACCUGUUUCUUCUUUUGUUCCUUCCUGUAACUGCACUAACUUCCUAUAAAACAUUGAUGUCAGUAUUAAGGGAUUUUGGACCAUAUAUAGCCAAACAGGGGUGCCUCACAAAAUCAACUUUAAAAUCCUGUGUCACAGAUUUUCCUCAGGGUCUUUUUAACAAUCCCUGAUAUUAUUUCAGUUUCUUUUCUUUUACGUUAUUUUGUUUGCCUGAAAAAUAAAGC
Messenger RNA from Pundamilia nyererei, 2002 nucleotides. RefSeq names its product leucine rich adaptor protein 1 (gene lurap1). The coding region runs from base 528 to 1619 and encodes 363 amino acids. The record is from RefSeq and is a predicted model, not a curated record. Gene Ontology annotation, biological process: positive regulation of cytokine production; positive regulation of canonical NF-kappaB signal transduction. The transcript has 2 exons. Lineage: Eukaryota; Metazoa; Chordata; Actinopteri; Cichliformes; Cichlidae.